Messenger RNA from Nematocida ausubeli, 684 nucleotides. RefSeq lists its product as uncharacterized. NCBI's taxonomy places the organism in Eukaryota, Fungi, Microsporidia. Bases 1 to 684 code for a protein of 227 amino acids. The transcript has a single exon. Gene Ontology annotation, molecular function: polyubiquitin modification-dependent protein binding. The record is from RefSeq and is a predicted model, not a curated record. Gene Ontology annotation, cellular component: VCP-NPL4-UFD1 AAA ATPase complex.
AUGUUUUCAAGACUUUUCUCUAGAAGGAAUGAGCUGGAAUGGACGCUAACGCCCAAAAGAUACGCCCCAGGGAGGAAUGAGCACCACACCGGGAAGAUAUUUCUACCGCAGCUCUGCUUGAUCACUUUGGUGUCAAAACAGGUAGACACUCCAUACAUCUUCAAAAUAUCAGCAAACGGAGACAUAUCGUAUACACACGUGGGUGUUCAGGAAUUUAUAGAUGAGCCAGAUGAGGCAAUUCUUCCCAACUGGCUGUACGAACAACUAGCACUCGACGGGAGCCCAGUUGAAAUAUCAUAUGUGUCCCUGCCUAAGGGCACAUUUAUUAAGCUACUGCCACAGAGCAAAGAUUUUCUGGAAAUAGAAAACCCAAAGAUAGCACUUGAGAAUUCUCUAAGAAACUACCAGGUGCUAAGCAAAGGGGACACAAUUUCUUUAUAUAUAGAAAGCGAGUUCAAGCACAUUCUAUUCACAGUGGCAGAGAUACAGCCAGAGGGGCCGGGCAUCAUUAUAAUAGAUACAGACUUAGAGGUGGACUUUCUUCCCCCCGCAGAUUAUGUUGAAAAUACAGCAGAAGAUGCAUCUGCCCUGGUGCACAUUUCCAGUGAUGAGACCGUUUCAAUUCACGAUCCUUUCUUUACCAAUAGCGAUACAAGACUGGGCGUAGUUUUUAAGCACGAAUAA